Molecule: messenger RNA, 1518 nt
Organism: Pelodiscus sinensis (Chinese soft-shelled turtle)
Lineage: Eukaryota; Metazoa; Chordata; Testudines; Trionychidae
Gene: RPF2
Product: ribosome production factor 2 homolog
Biological process (GO): ribosomal large subunit assembly; maturation of LSU-rRNA from tricistronic rRNA transcript (SSU-rRNA, 5.8S rRNA, LSU-rRNA)
Cellular component (GO): nucleolus
Molecular function (GO): rRNA binding
Source: RefSeq, a predicted model, not a curated record
GCAUGCUCAGUCGGCCCGCGCACGCGACCUGGCGGCGGAUGUGAUAUCAUGACGCAGAGAAGGGACGUCUCCGGCCGCGUGGGGCGCGCGUCACUCUCUGUUGCCGGCGGAGAUGGAGGCGCUGGACCGGGUGGUAAAGCCUAAAACUAAGAGGGCCAAAAGGUUUCUUGAAAAGAGAGAACCCAAGCUCACUGAAAAUACAAAAAAUGCCAUCCUCAUAAAAGGUGGAAAUGCAAACUUAACAGUGACUGAAGCACUUAAAGAUAUUUAUGCUCUGAAAAAGCCCUUUGCUGUCCUGUACAAAAAAAAAAAUAUUACCAGACCUUUUGAGGAUCAAACAUCAUUGGAGUUCUUUUCCAAGAAGUCGGAUUGUUCUUUGUUUCUGUUCGGUUCACAUAAUAAAAAGCGGCCUAACAAUCUAAUAAUAGGUCGUAUGUUUGAUUAUCAUGUCUUGGAUAUGAUUGAGCUAGGCAUUGAGAGAUUUGUGUCACUAAAAGAUAUUAAGAACAGCAAGUGUCCUGAAGGAACAAAGCCCAUGUUGAUAUUUGCUGGUGACACAUUUGAUUUAAAUGAAGAAUAUAGAAGAUUGAAAAGUCUUCUCAUUGAUUUCUUUCGAGGUCCUACUGUAUCCUCUAUUCGCCUGGCAGGGUUAGAGUAUGUUCUGCAUUUCACAGCUAUGGAUGGAAAAAUUUAUAUGCGAAGUUACAAAGUGUUGCUGAAGAAGUCAGGAUGUAAAAUACCAAGAAUUGAAUUGGAAGAGAUGGGACCUUCAUUAGAUCUGGUGAUGAGGAGAACACAUUUGGGUUCAGAAGACCUCUAUAAGUUGUCUCUUAAACAACCUAAAGCCCUCAAGCCAAAGAAGAAGAAGAAUAUCUCCCAUGAUGUCUUCGGUACGUCGUAUGGUCGGAUCCACAUGCAGAAACAGGACCUCAGUAAAUUACAAACCAGGAAGAUGAAAGGGUUGAAGAGGAGGCCUGCAGCAAAGAUGACUGAAGAAGAUGAAGGGAUUAAUCCAAAGAAAUCAAAAUCAAUCUGAUAAAAUGAAAUAAUUUUGGAUUCUUGUUAACUUCAGCUUCUGGUAUAUUUGUCACAAAAUACAUGUGGCAGAUGUGGACCCAAUCAGCUGCUAUUUUUUUAAAAUGCUGUAGUUCUAAAAGUGAACUUCAGUGGUGUUGGGCUGUACACUGACAGGAUUUUCUCAGUUGUCUGAAGCUGGUUGUAUUUAUCUGGAUAAAUUAGUGGAAUAAAUCAAUGACAAAAACCAUUUACCUUAUAGUUUCCUAAAUGGCCCUCUGGGGUUUUUAACCUGUGGACUCUUGUUAGACUAGUCUUUUAAUAUAAAUUCUUUUUGGGGACUGAGCUGUUAAUGUGUAAAUGCUGUCCUUGAUUUGUUUUCUGAUAAUGUUAAAUGUAUUUGCCCUGUUAUGUAGUAAGUUAGAGAUAAGUAUUCACAAAACUGUGCUAUUUUAUUAACUAUGUAUUUAAAAAAAGAGAAAAGAGAAACCAUAUCAGUAUGUG